GCUGGAGGCUAUUUGCUUCAAGCACCCACUGCUUCAACAAGUUCGAAGCAGCCUAAAGAAUCUCCGACAAAGGCUUUUGGCGGAUCUGAAUCUCAAGGAGCUGGCACAUCACAGCCCUCUUCACCACAGGCAAAGUCCUUCUUCAGAUGUCCCGAGUGCGAUACGAUUGUGAUGAGCAUUGAUGAGGCCUUGAUGCACUGCGGCGCUUCCAUGGCCGGAGGUCAAACUACCUCCAGUCGCAUGCCUUCAGGUGAACCUGUGGCGCUGGAUGAGUAUGGUAAGCCAUUGAUUGUUAGGGUGACCCAACCAACUGGUGAACGAGAAACUGUCGUCAGACUGCCAGAUGGACAGCAAAGAACAUUUGAUGCGGAUUCUGUUAAAAAGAUCACCAGUGCUUCAGACCUUGAAAACGCCAAGUUUUUUGAUGAUCUGAGUAAUACUGAGUUACGUGGCCUGGUGCAUGAGGUGGGACAGCGGCUCUUGGAAGGCUCACAACUCUACCACAGCAGACUGGCCGAGCUGGACAGGCUUGGGGAGGUCUUCAAUCUCAAGUUCUUUGACCUUGAUGAAAGUGCCACGGCACGAGACCUCGACAAUGCGUAUCGAAAACUGGCGAAAAAGAUGCACCCGGACAAGAACGGUGGAACCGAGGAAGCCAAGCAAAGGUUCCAAGCAAUGAAAGAGCGAUAUGAGGCUCUUAAGAAAAAGCUUUCAGAGGAGAAUGGAGAUCAAAAGAGUGAAGGCGGAGAGAGUCAGAGCCAGAAAGAAGAUGGGAAGAAAGAGGACUCCAAGAAUGAGGAUGGCAAGUCAAUCGAGUAUGACCCUGCCAACAAGGAGUCCAUGGUCAGCACUGUGGUCCGAAUGGCAAGUCAGCUGAAGAACAUUGAUGUUCAAAUGGCCAUUCUGAUGAAGGAGCUCUCACGAGUGCAAAAUCCUGAAGGGACUUUGACGGAAUGUGAGACCUGACGAUGCGGGGAAGGACAGUCGGGUUCAGUGCACAAGACAGCCUAGCGACUUAACUAUCUGACCA
Messenger RNA from Durusdinium trenchii, 1030 nucleotides. Lineage: Eukaryota; Dinophyceae; Suessiales; Symbiodiniaceae. The record is from the annotation of a GenBank genome assembly.